UUCUGCUCUGCCGCACCGCGCUGCGCCUCGCUCCGCCGCGCCCGAGGCUGCGCUGCGGCAUGAGCGGCCUCCUCGCCCAGCUCGACGCGCUCUCCGCCGCCGCCGCCGCACCGGCCAAGGCGCCAAAGGCCAAGAGCGCAAAGAGCCGGGCGUCGGCCGAGGGCGCGGCGGUGAAGGUGCCCAAGGCGGCCAAGGCGGCGCGCGUGGCGAAGUCAAAGCCCAAGGCCAAGGCGAGCGCGCCAGAGGAGCAGGCCGACGAGGCGACGCUGCUCGCGCUGCAGGCGCAGGUCCGCGCAUUCGGCCUGCGUCCCGCCGCUGGCGUCGCAGCACUGCGCUCGCAGCUCGCCGCGUGCCAGGCAGCGCUGCGCGAGCGCGAGGCCGAGGCGGCCGCAUCGGCGUCGGCGGCGGGCGACACCAGCAUGCACUCGACGUGGUCGGCGCCCGGCGACGUCGACGAGCCGGGCGACGUGACGAUGCAGCUGGCGCGCGAGGCCGACACGGACGCCGAGCGCGAGCCGAGCAGCGACGAGGUGCCGCUGGCGCAGAGCGUGCGGCGGCGGCGGCGGCGCCGCUCGGCGAGCAUGGACGAUGACGCCGCGGUCGACGACGACACCUCGUCGGGCGCCGACGAGCCGGCCGAGGCGGCACCCGGCGCCGUGGAGCGCACGCUCGACGAGGCGCUGCAGCGUGCCGUGCGUGGCGAUGCGCAGCUGCGGCGGCGCAUCCUGCAGCUCGAGCCCGUGGCGUUUGACGAGGUGCUCAGCGUCGCGACGCGUGCCGGCGUGCGCUUCAAGAAGAAGGACAGCGUGCGCGACUGGCUCGACGCUGGCAUCUGCUUCUACUCAGCCGAGCUCACCGGCGCACGCAGCCGGCACUGAGCAGCGCAGCGCACGGAUCUGUCCACAAGGCGGAUAGCAGCAGCACCCCGAACUCUUACUGCAACCCCACCAACGCGUUCCGCUCUCUCGUCCACUGCGCCUCUUGGUGCCAGCCAACGCAGAGCAGCCAGCAUGCCCUCUCGCUGAGAACGAUGCGCUCAGCGCCGUGGCCCGUCACAGCCCACGCGCAGCCAGCCGACGGCGCAAGCUUGCGCUCGCUGCAAACCACCCACGAGACGCUGCAGCCAGCACCGUGCCGCUCGUUGGAUCGCUCUGCACCGUGCCGUGAGCCUGUGCCGCCGGGCUGCCCGGCCCCGAGCCUGUCGACCUGCAGCACAGCGAUGCCUGCCGCAGCCGCUUCUGCAUAGGCUUUGUUUGACAUGCACCAUCGCUUCUCCUGACGAUGCCAGGCGCUGCAGACUGCUCGCUGCCAGCAAUGAGAGUGGAGAUGAGCUCGG
This is a messenger RNA of Tilletiopsis washingtonensis, 1336 nucleotides long. RefSeq lists its product as hypothetical. NCBI's taxonomy places the organism in Eukaryota, Fungi, Basidiomycota, Exobasidiomycetes, Entylomatales. Gene Ontology annotation, cellular component: Slx1-Slx4 complex; nucleus. The record is from RefSeq and is a predicted model, not a curated record. Bases 60 to 878 code for a protein of 272 amino acids. Gene Ontology annotation, biological process: DNA repair; DNA replication. The transcript is spliced from 3 exons.